This is a messenger RNA of Spirometra erinaceieuropaei, 210 nucleotides long. The record is from the annotation of a GenBank genome assembly. Lineage: Eukaryota; Metazoa; Platyhelminthes; Cestoda; Diphyllobothriidea; Diphyllobothriidae.
AUGAGGACGAAUAACCCACUGCCACACAAGAAGCGCAUGGAGUCAUUUACCGGAUCUGGUGCGGUUGUGGGCAAAACAACUACAUCGGCGAAACUAUCAGACUACUCCGGACCCGAAUGGCCAAACAUGCAGCAGCAGAAGCAGCAGCAGCAGCAGCAGCAGCAGCAGCAGCAGCAGCAGCAGCAGCAGCAGCAGCAGCAGCAGCAGUGA